AUUCCACACCUGCCACGCAUGUUCGAAUAUCCGCUCCAGUCCAAAGCAAAGGCUACCAUCGCUCCGAUUAUGCAUCAAACGGUCUCCCAGAGCUCAUCGCCAUCACCAUAGUCCAAGACUUCCUCCAGGCCACCGCCAGCGAAGGCUUAGUUCCUAGGGGCGACGCGCAACCAUGGCGUUCGCAAGGACCAUCAGCACCGACUUUCCACGUUCGCAGAGCAGCGCAUACGACCUAGACGAACUUUCACCACGGCCUGACGACUCCCUUCUGUCCCCCGCCCAAGGUCCCGAAGCUCGCAUCCCAAGCACAUCGCCAAGGCCAUGGACCAGCCUGACGGACCGAUCAGACACGAGCCGCAGAGACUCUGACGUCUCGUACCGUAGCGAUGGCAGCAGCACGACCUCAGAUAACAAGGGCAAGCUGAAAGCGAUCGCCAAUGCAUAUCCGAGCUCGAGGCGUGGCGAUCCGAGAAGUCGAAUGUCGCAGCUCAGAGGUCCCGACCUCUGGAAACCGCCGUUCGCAUCCCCCAGCUCGCAGUCUCCGUCACAAUACCAGAGCCCAGGCGAGCGGUCUUGGAUCGGCGGCAUCUUGCGGACUCGUCCUUUCUCCGAAGACGACGUAUCCUAUGCGCCAGCGGCGCCGCAAAGGAUCCCGCCGCAGACACAGAGGCAGCCAUCACGGGCGCCCUCUUCCGAUGUUGACACCUCUUUCACGGUACUGCGCCGGCGGGAGCACGAUAUUACACGCCAGAUCCAGUACUAUCUGAAUCAACAAGAGAAGGCACACGAGAGCAGCCCAAUGGGACAAAUCACCUCUGGGAACCCAGCUCGAGACUUGGACACUCAGGCAGAAUCGCAGUACGAGUCUCAACAGUCAUCCUAUGGGCACGUGGUACCUGUGCGUCAACCCAAGAAAGGUCCAAUCAGCUUGCGGCGGGCACGCAACGGCAUCACAAACAGCAUUGCGAUGAUGGCGGACUUGAAGUCGGAAGAGGACGCGCAAAUCGCAGAGGCGGUUGCGCUUAGGAAGAAGGCGCUCGCAAAGCUGCAGGGAAUGCAGUCUCGGAUGUCAUCAAUCGACCAUGAUCUCAGUGUUAUGCAAGACACGACGACAAACCCAGCACGGAAAAAGCUGCGCGAGAAGAGAGAACGAUAUACGAGCCUCUGCAAUGACAUCAAGGACCUUGAAGAGCAGCUGCGCCAAGCACGGCUUGAGAAGGGCAUCAUGGAGAGGCAGAUGGAGGAGCUUCAGAGCAAGCUGGACUCGGACCUCAGUGGAUACCAAGGCGCGAAGAAGGAAUGCGAGCAGAGCCUCAGGGACCUCAUGGGUCAUCCUGGGGUACCUGCCUUGGACGUGGCAGAUUUAGGAUUCAAGGAGUGGCAUGAGCUCGGGUUCAAAUUCCUGGAGCAGCCGCGCAGCAAGCGCCGGCCAGACAUGGCCAAGGAGUGGUGGGAAGGUGACCUGCGGUAUCUAGAGGAAUAUCGCGACAAGCUCGAAAGAGAAAGGGCAGGGCUCGAAGAAGGUGGCCAGCUCUGGAUCGACGCAGUAGCCAAGAUUAUUGACUACGAGCAGCGCCUGAGUAGCGCUUUAGGCAUGGGCACCGAGGGAAGCAAAUCUUCACAAUGGAGCAGCGAACAAUCUGAUCCGAAGACGCUCCUGCUAGGCUUCUACACGCAGAUGCAGGAGACAAUUCGAGACCUCGAGGCGACACUCAAGUACGCCGAGUCGGAAGGCAUGACUCUUUUGGUGGCAGCCAUUGGCGCGGAAGUCGUCGCCAUGCAGAAUGGUCAAGAUGUGUUUGCAAACUUGAUCAAGAGUCAGGGGUGGGAGUUGCCGGCCGAGUCGAGAUCGUCGACGCCGACGGGCAAGGAUGAAGAGAGCCUCCUCGACAUGCCGGCUGAUUCCAGAUCGAGGACAGAGCAAGAGCCAAGCCAGAGAUCAACACAGUACCACGAUGCGAACGAGGAGCUGAGCGGGAGCGUCAUUCGGCGAUGGGAAGAACCUUCGACAGCAUCACCACAACCUCAGUCACUACGAGGCUCCAGAGUACAGCUUUCAGAAACCCAUGACAAGAUGGACGGGAGAACGAGGACAGACGCGUCAGAUCCACCAAGCUCUCCGCCGGCCUUUAGCGCAGCUGUCCUCGACAAAACAAGGGAGGACACUGGCGCUGUUGAUCAAAUCCACGACGACCGCGACGCAACAAGCGACCAGGAGGAAGACGACAAUGAGGUCCCAGCGGGACUUUUGAGCGAGCUGCAUCUUAGACCUGGACAAGACAGCGAUGAUGAGCGCAAUAACGAUGACCACGACGACAAUGCAGUGCCGAAAGAGUUCCUGAGCAUGCACGAUGAUUAGCACGAGCUGCCAAAGGAAUUCUGACAACAAAAGACCGAAUUAUGCAGAUACUAUAGUAAUGAGAUGAUACAAAAAUUGCAGCAGCAAGAAGCACAAGGACAAGAUAACACCCAAGGCGAGGGCAAACUGCCCCAUGAGGGAAGCAGAGUGGUGGUGCAAGUGAAUUAACAACCUGCCCCACUCGGGUACACGACAGUUCUGUUCCAAGGUCACGAAGUCACAAGCUAAAUUCCCCCACAAC
Messenger RNA from Microdochium trichocladiopsis, 2600 nucleotides. RefSeq lists its product as uncharacterized. The record is from RefSeq and is a predicted model, not a curated record. The coding region runs from base 173 to 2359 and encodes 728 amino acids. Lineage: Eukaryota; Fungi; Ascomycota; Sordariomycetes; Xylariales; Microdochiaceae. The transcript has a single exon.